Molecule: messenger RNA, 1294 nt
Organism: Closterium sp. NIES-67
Lineage: Eukaryota; Viridiplantae; Streptophyta; Zygnematophyceae; Desmidiales; Closteriaceae
Source: the annotation of a GenBank genome assembly
GGGCCAACUUGAUCUGGAAAUAUGGGACCAAGCAAACCAUCGAGUACGGGGCUUUCGCGUGACAAGAGCAACAGAAUAGAGACUGAAGGGACUAGAGUCGACUCAAGAUCGAAACGCCAAGUACAUCAUAAGGUUUAACGUGAGGAUAGGAGAGUAAGCGCGCCAAAGGAUGGCGCCGCGAGACGGUAAUGUGGCGCGCGGGUAGAUAGGAAAGGCGACGUUGGAUAGGAAAGGCGAUACGGAAAGUUGGCGCGAGGGCGAAAAAGAAAUGCCAGGCGGAAGAAAAGCGCGAGGGCGAAUAGGAAAUGCGCUGCGAAAAGAAAGAAGCGAGGGCGGAGAGGAGAGGAGAGGCGGAAAGGUGACGCCAGGGCGGACAGGAAUGUAUUAGGGAAAUUUGAAGCGAGGGCGGAUAGGAAAUGGGAGGUGGGAAGGAGGUGCGCCGCGGAGAGGAGGGCGUGGAGAGUGACGCUGACAGACCGCGUGAAGGAGAUGCGAGGGGGGAAGGGGACGCGACGGGGAGAGGGGGGACGCGACGAGGAGAGGGGACGCGGUGAGGAGGGGGGACGCGACGAGGAGAGGGGACGCGGUGCGGAGGGGGGAAGCGACGAGGAGAGGGGACGCGGUGAGGAGGGCGGACGCGACGAGGAGAGGGGACGCGGUGCGGAGGGGGGAAGCGACGAGGAGAGGGGACGCGGUGAGGAGGGUGGACGCGACGAGGAGAGGGGAUGCGGUGCGGAGGGGGGAAGCGACGAGGAGAGGGGAUGCGGUGAGGAGGGCGGACGCGACGAGGAGAGGGGACGCGGUGCGGAGGGGGGAAGCGACGAGGAGAGGGGACGCGGUGAGGAGGGCGGACGCGACGAGGAGAGGGGACGCGGUGCGGAGGGGGGAAGCGAUGAGGAGAGGGGACGCGGUGAGGAGGGCGGACGCGACGAGGAGAGGGGACGCCGUGAGGAGGGGGGACGCGACGAGGAGAGGGGACGCCGUGAGGAGGGGGGAUGCGACGAGGAGAGGGGACGCGAUAGCAGCAGCAGCAGCGGCAGCUCCCUGGUGCUGCCUGCGCCGCACUCGGGCCCCUUUAUGGAGGGCCCGGAGUGCGAGACGCCCACUUUCAGGGGCAGGGGGGUGCCACCAAACGAUAGAGGGGUAGGGGCAGCGGCUCCUGCUGCUAGUGCUGCUGCUAGCACUGCUGCUGGGGCUGCCACCUCCUCCUACACUUUCUCCACUCUGUUGCUGUUAAAGAUACAAUAUAUCUUCACCUGUUUAUGUUAAUUAUCAAUAAUUUCAGAAACCACCA